CUCCUCCCAUCCACCCCAUCCAGCAACAAGCAUGCCCAACACCGCCCUCGCCACGUCGGGCAUCGGCAACCUCGGCACGCUGCUCAAGCGCCUCGAGGCCGCCACGAGCCGCCUCGAGGACAUGGCGCUGGCGCAGCAGGCCGCCGCGCAGAGCAGCAGCGCGCCGCCGCCGCUGCCGCCUGCCGCCGCCUCCGUCCCCACAGCGCCGCCUGCACCGCCUGCUCCGCCGGCGCCGCCUGCGCCGCCCGCAGCACCGCCAGCGCCCGCAGAGCUGCCGCCGCAGCUCGAGGCGUGGGACGAGAGUGUGCAGCCCAAGGUGGCCGAGUACGCGCAGCUGAGCAGCCGCAUCGGCGGCGUCGUGGCCGAGCAGGCAAAGCACAUCGUCGCCGCCUUUGCCGCCCAGCGCCAUCUCGUCGCCCUCGCCGCCGCGUCGCGCAAGCCCGCCGGCUCGUCGCCCGCCACGGGUCCGGGCCCCGAGUUUGUCAAGCUGCUCGCGCCGCUGCAGACGCCGCUGCUGGCCGCGGGAGAGCUGCGCGACAAGAACCGCUCGCAGAAGGACGCCUUCCCCCUGCUCUCGGCCGUCGCCGAGGGCGCGGGUGCGGCGGGCUGGGUCGCCGUGGAGCCCAAGCCGGCGCCCUACGUCACGUCGAUGAAGGAGUCGGCGCAGUUCUACACCAACCGCGUGCUCAAGGAGGCGCGCGACGCCGCCGACAAGACGCCGGCCAGCUGGGCGCGCGCCUACAUUGCCCUCCUCGACGCACUGGCCGCGUACGUCAAGGAGCACCACACGACGGGCCUGAGCUGGAAUCCUCGGGAACACCAGGAGGACCGAAGCGACCUCAUCGUCGAGCACACCGAGAUCAACCAGACGGUGACGCUGUUUGGCUGCCGCAACUGUGUCGUGCAGGUGCGCGGCAAGGUCAAUGCCGUGUCGAUGGUCUCCUGCCACAAGACGUCGCUGCUGCUCGACACGCUCGUCUCGGCCCUCGAAAUCACCGCCUCGCCCUCGUUUGCCGUGCAGAUCACGGGGCGCACGCCGACGAUACUGCUCGACUCGUGCGACUCGGGCCAGGUGUACCUGAGCGCCGCCGGGCUCGACGCCGACAUUGUGACGAGCAAGUGCAGCGCCAUCAACGUGUCGGUGCCGCGCGCCGACGCGGGCGCGCAAGAGGGCGAGAUGCGCGAAGUGGCGCUGCCCGAACAGCUGCGACACUCGCUCAAGGGAGGCAAGCUGAGCACGGACGUCGUGGCGCACACGGGCUAGCACCAACCCCGAGGGGUGCGCAGGCGCAAUGCAUAUCGUGUCGCUUCAAGAAGAGGAUGGAGGGUGACGCGUGGAAUACAGGAGUGGAAGGAAAGAAACGCUCGUCAAGGUGAUACAGGGUCAG
This is a messenger RNA of Tilletiopsis washingtonensis, 1388 nucleotides long. Its product is annotated as adenylate cyclase-associated CAP. The record is from RefSeq and is a predicted model, not a curated record. NCBI's taxonomy places the organism in Eukaryota, Fungi, Basidiomycota, Exobasidiomycetes, Entylomatales. Gene Ontology annotation, molecular function: actin binding; adenylate cyclase binding. Gene Ontology annotation, cellular component: cytoplasm. Gene Ontology annotation, biological process: regulation of adenylate cyclase activity; cytoskeleton organization. The transcript has 5 exons. The coding region runs from base 32 to 1264 and encodes 410 amino acids.